This is a messenger RNA of Aethina tumida (small hive beetle), 1467 nucleotides long. RefSeq names its product baculoviral IAP repeat-containing protein 7. The record is from RefSeq and is a predicted model, not a curated record. Lineage: Eukaryota; Metazoa; Arthropoda; Insecta; Coleoptera; Nitidulidae. The coding region runs from base 571 to 1467 and encodes 298 amino acids. The transcript is spliced from 5 exons. Gene Ontology annotation, cellular component: cytoplasm; nucleus. Gene Ontology annotation, molecular function: ubiquitin protein ligase activity; cysteine-type endopeptidase inhibitor activity involved in apoptotic process. Gene Ontology annotation, biological process: negative regulation of apoptotic process; regulation of cell cycle; positive regulation of protein ubiquitination.
GCUCAUUUAAAAAUUCUGUGAAUAUAAUCGCGUGAAGGUCAAUUCGUAUAAAUAAAAAAUUACGUCAGCCCAUAAAAAAUUAAUAGGGAGCCCUCACCGGGAUGCUUCUAGUGAAUCAGAUUGAAAGCCGCACAAAAAUAGACGAGGAUGUUUACUCGCACAGAUUUAAUUUAGAUUUGGGUUAGACCGAAAAUAAUCCAGCAUUGGAUCGAUUAUUGGGCUUUUCGUUCAUAUUGAUUUCGUCUGAAUGGCGGUAAUUAAAAAAGUUUUCUGAUUGAAGAAAACGUGGAAAGAGGUGAGACUAACAAUUAAAAGUUUAUUUCGGUGUGCGUCUGGCAACAUAACAAAUAUAAUUACAAAAUUCUUUCCACAUGAAGAUACAGUGCGAGAUGCUGCGUUCACACAAGGAAUUUUUAUACCUGGUAAAUACAAGCACAUAUGAAUACCUACAACUUUUCUGUCAAGGAGCUUUUAGCUUUAGUGUCUACUUUGCGAUUCAACUCUGAGUUUUUGAGCCACCGUUAAGUUUAACCAAUAUUGUUCGUCCUGUCAACACUAACCAAAGAAGAAAUGUCUAGCGUAACUGUAAGUCCAAGAUACGACACCGACGAAACUCAGUCAACAGAAUGGCAGGGACUACGAAGCGUCGAGGGUCGUCUAUUAACGUACAGAACAUGGAAAGGCGCAGUAGAACCGACGGAAUUAGCUGAAGCUGGAUUUUACUACCUCCAAGGUACCGAAAAGGUUCGCUGUGCCUUCUGUAAUGUAACUGCAGAAUAUGCGUGGUUGCCUGAAGACGAUCCGGUGGACCAUCAUUGGAGAUGGAGUCUGGAACAGAGAAAAUAUUGUAUUUUUUUAAGGGAGAAAGUCAGAGAACAAUUGAUUCCCGAAGAUAAAAGAGCAUAUCUGGAAAAGUUUGGUGUGAUCAGAAGAAAGGGACCCGUCCAUUCCAGAUAUGCGGGGCAACAAACGAGAUUUGAAUCAUUCAAACAGUGGCCCAAGGUGUUGAGACAAAUAUCUGAAGAAUUGGCAUCUGCCGGAUUCUUUUACCGUGGUUUUGGAGAUCAGACAUUGUGCUUCUAUUGUGGUGGUGGUCUCAAGGAUUGGGAAAGGAACGAUGAUCCUUGGGAGCAGCAUGCUAAGUGGUUUCCAAAAUGUAGUUAUCUGUUAAUGAGGAAGGGUCCACUGUUUGUGAAAGCGAUACAGGAAAAGAAGGAACCAGAGGUUAAUAGUUUGCCCAGCACUAGUGAUGGUAGUAUUAACGUGGAUGACGAAAAUCCACAUAUUGCUACAGUUAGUGGAAGGAAAUCUCAAUAUUUGUGCAAAAUAUGUUUCGAAGACGAAUUAUGUAUUGUUUUUCUACCUUGCAGACAUAUUAUAGCAUGUGUAGAUUGUGCUGUAGCCUUAACCGAUUGUCCGGUAUGCCGACAACCUUUGGAAGCAACAGUCAGAGCGUUCCUAACAUAA